Stegastes partitus (bicolor damselfish) is the source of this 1804-nucleotide messenger RNA. RefSeq names its product lysosomal associated membrane protein 3 (gene lamp3). Gene Ontology annotation, cellular component: lysosomal membrane; late endosome membrane; plasma membrane. Lineage: Eukaryota; Metazoa; Chordata; Actinopteri; Pomacentridae. The record is from RefSeq and is a predicted model, not a curated record. Bases 50 to 820 code for a protein of 256 amino acids. Gene Ontology annotation, biological process: establishment of protein localization to organelle. The transcript has 7 exons.
CUCUCGUUCUGCACUCAGUAGCGUUGUUGUGCUCCAUAGUUUUAUAACUAUGACGCUGAAAAGUCACAUCAGUGGAUGGUCUCUUUUCUUUCUGGCUGCUUUUAGUCCAGGAGUCCACCUCCAGAGACAUGGCAGCUCCUCCCAGCCUUCUUCUGACUCUGAGCUGCCCUCUGAGGCUCAGAUCUCCCGACCGGUCCUGCAGCCCUCUGAGGCCCCUCCAUCCACAGGAACCUACUUGCUGAAUGACCGUGUUGGGAAACCCUGCAUCAGAGCCACCAUGGGAGCAGAGUACAUUGUCACCGAGAAGAAGAAAACCUGGUAUUUCAACCUGGAUCCCUCCAGUGUUAAGACCGGUGGUAACUGUGACAAAGAAACUGCUGUUCUGUCUCUCACGCUGCCAAACCAAGCUGCCAGUCUGCAGUUCACCUUCAGAAAGGAAAACAACUUUAUCUACGUCACCAAUGUGACCGCUCACGUGUCUCCUCAGCCCGUCUGCCAAGGAUGUGCAAAUAAGACUUACUCAGGUGUGAUCACUCAUAAGAAGCUGUUCACAGCAGCUAACAGUCAAAGCUUCAAGUGUAAAUCUGGGAAGCUGCUUUUGAUGUCGUCCGAACUGAAGAUCAGGCUGGUUCCUCUGCAGAUGCAGGCCUUCAGCGUUCCCAACAGAGACUACGGACCAAAGAUGGAGUGUUGGGCCGACUUUAACAAGAGAGCCAUUCCCAUCAUCUUGGGAGCUGUAGCGGUGGGUUUAGUUGUGAUCGCUCUUCUGACCUUCCAGUUCAUCAAAGACCGCCGCAGACCUGGAUAUGACAGAAUCUGAGCUCACCGUCAAACUGGAAUGACAUUUACUCCCAGUAAAGUAAUAUUUCACUGACACACAUGUAUCACUUCUUGCGUCCUUGACCUGUAACUGACUUUGAAUUUUUCCAACAAUUAUAACAAAUGGAAGUCUAAUGUCUUAUAUUCAAAGUAUAAAGAUAAAACCUUUCGUUUAAUGGAUUUGUUUGAUUACUCUUUCAACAAUUUAUUAUUAAAUAUAGUAAGAAUAUUUGAUCAUCAGUGUGUCAGUGAUCAUUUGAAUUCACUGUUGUUUGUUAUAAUAUCUUAAUUUGCUGCAUAUUCAACAAUUCAAGCACAAAGAUGCUUCAAGUUUGGUUCAGUUUUGAUCUUAAUUACAGACAGUCAUGGCGAUUGGUUACUUUAUCCCACCACUAGCAAACAAUAGAGCGGAACUAACUAAUACUAACAAUAUUAUUGACAAUAAUAGUAACAACAGCAAAAUAAAUACUCAAACUAAAUAUUAGAAAUUGUGUUUCUCCAGCAAAAAUGUAACUGUUGUCUAUAUGCUUUUCUAUGUUUGUUGGAAUGUGGUGACAUUUCAGACACACGUGCAUCAGCUGCGACAUGCUCAAGUGACAGGAUUACGCUGCAGGUGCUGCUUUUACUGGGUUUUGAAGGUUUUGCCUACUGUGCAACUUCAGUGUGCAAUGACCUGCAGAACAAUCAAGGCUGACUCGUUUUUAUCCUCAGGGCAAUUCAGGUUUCUAAUUUCAUCUUGUUCUUGUUUUGGCUGAUUCAUUUGUUUUUAAAUGUAAAAUUCUCGAAAUAAUGUUUUCACUAUUUUACUAAGUUUGCCAUUUAAUAUCUUUGUUUUUAUUGCUAUGCAAGUUUCUUAUUUGUAUACCUACAUAUUUUAUUGUCUUGAUGGGCGACAAUGUAAAUAAAUAAGGCCUCUGUGCCUCAGUGUGUUCCAUUUUUAAAUAAAAAUGUAAUGAAUGAAAAUAAUAAAUAUAAUUGCUUAAUG